AGAUCUUAAAGACUCUUUUAGAACCAUAUUCUUUCAUUUAUCACAAAAGCUGCGCUGCAGAUCAAGUAUGAUACUCACGGCUGCCCUUUUAACCCUAUCAGCGAUUUCUCUUUCAACUCAAGUUGAAGAUUUUGUAUCGAACAACCCAGAGCAAAUCCAUUUGAGCUAUUCAGGCGAUGUUUCUUCGAUGCUGGUUACAUGGCUAAGUCUCAAUCCACAAGGUGUCGGCUACGUUUUCUUCAGGAGGGCAGGAACUUCAGAAUACCACAAAGUGGAUGCCACUAAAUCGGACUUUGUACAGGAAGAGGGUUCACUUAAAAGGACCAGCUAUGUUUUCAGAGCGAAAAUGGAAGGGCUUAAGUCAAACACAAACUAUGAAUACUACGUGCAAACGGGACCUGGCAUCAGUGAAACUUUUCAGUUUCGAACAUUCGACUCUGGUUCUGACUUCCGACCGACUGUCGCCCUUUUCGGGGACUUAGGCACCUACUACAAUAUUUCAGUUCCAAAAUUAACCAAACUAGCUAAUCGAGGUGAAAUUGACCUCGUAAUUCAAGCAGGGGAUAUGGCGUAUGAUUUGAAUCAUGACUUGGGCAAAAUGGGAGACAAGUAUAUGAACUUAAUUCAACCAAUUGCAUCGCGAGUACCGUACAAUUUCGCAGCUGGAAACCACGAAAAGUAUAAUAACUUCAGCCAAUUCAGAGGUCGAUUCAGUUCGCCAGGCCCAAACGUGUUUUAUAACAGCUUCAAUGUCGGUCCAGUUCAUUUUGUGAUUCUCACAACCGAGUUUUAUAUGUUUGAUGAGUUUGGUACCGGCCAGAUACAGGCUCAGUACAACUGGUUGAAGAAUGACCUUGAGGUGGCAAAUCUUCCUGAAAACAGAGAACAACAACCCUGGAUAAUAGUCAUGGGACAUCGGCCUAUGUACUGCACUAAUGUGAACGACAGAGACUGUAGAACGAACAACCCUGUCAGAAUUGGCUAUAAGCAAGCCUAUUUUAAAUUGGAGGAACUCUACCUUGCUAAUCGGGUUGAUUUUGUGAUCACAGGACACAAACACGAUUUUGAGCGAACUUAUCCGAUGUCAAACUUCACUUUCGAACCCCAUCAGAACAGCAACGAAUUCAGGAACCCCCGAUAUCCGGUCCAUAUCAUCUCUGGCAGCGCCGGAAAAAUCGAGUUGGCCGAUUUCAUGAUUCCGAAACCUGAUUGGUCGGCAGCAAGCUUGAAGAAAAACGUGUUCACGCUUUUGAGCGUGAAAGAGAAGAACUUUCUUGAAUUUCUCACUGUGGCUUCCGAAGGGGACGAAGUUUUGGAUAAAUUUGUGGUUAUCAAAGACUAUUCCAGCUCUUCUUCGAGAGUUUGUGUGGAUAUUCUACCUCGUGCUGUCUCAAUUCUGAUACCAAUCUUACUUAUUGGCUUGGAUGAUUUUUGAAGAAUCUAUUCUCAUUUGCCUGCGGCAACAGACAAUAAAGCUUUUGAUUAAAUUCACAAUUAUGGUCCUAUUUGACAAAACACAUCCCAUAUUACCUCAUAACCAUCCCUUCUAAUGUAAAAAAUACAUCGGUAAAGCUCGAAUUAUUCAAAUUACUAGUGAACUUUGUACAUUUUUGCCAAGAGGUGAUGUUGUAAAAUAGAUUCAAAUUAAUAUUUGGCCGGAAAAUUUUAUAUAACUACAAUGAAAUUCUAUCUCAAAUUCAUAAUAGCACUUCAUAGAUUAUUGCAGGGCCAAACUUAGGAUUUUUCGAAUAG
Molecule: messenger RNA, 1752 nt
Organism: Symsagittifera roscoffensis
Lineage: Eukaryota; Metazoa; Xenacoelomorpha; Acoela; Convolutidae
Product: acid phosphatase type 7-like
Exons: 5
Coding region: 68-1435 (455 amino acids)
Molecular function (GO): acid phosphatase activity; metal ion binding; protein binding
Source: RefSeq, a predicted model, not a curated record